UGUUCGAGGGGUGAAUCGCGUAGACAUGGUUGUUGAUGUUUUUAUUUUACUUGUUUUGUCUCGAACCCGCGAAAAUAAACAUAAUGAAUAACUCAACGAACUGUAAUAAAGGGCGGAGACAGAGCGAGCGGUACAACUGAUUACGAAAACAAAGCGAGUUUUGAGAUUCUUCGUGAAAGGGGAUAUCUAUUUAAACUGUUUAUUUAAGUAGAAAUUAGGUUGUAAAGAUGAAAGUGGAUUGAAAUCCUUGGAUACUAAUAUUCUACGACGCGACGGAUUGCGAAAGAUUGUUCGAUAGGGUGCAAACAAUAUUGAUAACAAGAGCUUUAUUCUAGCAGAAGAUGAACUCUCGACUGGUGGCCAAAAAUCUGGCCCGCUUCAAGUUGGUCACGUUCGAUGUAACAGAUACCCUGUUAAAAUUCUCGCGACCUCCGGAGGUUCAGUACGCGUUGGUGGCGCGCCGGCAUGGAUGCGCCGACGUAGACGAGCGCGCUUUGGCUCGCUGUUUCCGGUCCAACUUUCAGCGGAUGGCACGUGACCACCCCAACUUUGGUAAGUGCUCCAAGUCCUUGUCAGGAAAUCGCGACUGGCGGUGGUGGUGGCAAACGCUGGUGGUGGAUAUAUUUCACGAAUCUCACUCGCACCUUGAUCGUACGAAACUGCAAGCGAUCGCGGAACAGUUGGUCGAAGACUACCAAACGAGCGAUUGCUGGGCGAAGAUUGAUCAGGCCGACGACAUUAUUCGGCUGUUUCGUGCCCAUUCAAAAGAGGUCGGGAUCAUAUCCAACUUUGACCCGCGACUAUCGGUGAUAAUCGAGAGCAUGGCGCUGCCCACGGUGGACUUUAUCGUUACGAGCUACGAAGCCGGUGUCCAGAAGCCAAGCAGACAGAUAUUUGACCUGGCAUUGGACAAGUGCCGAGCGAAUGUUUUGUCCGGCGAGGCGUUGCACAUAGGAAAUACUCCAAAGUUGGACUAUUUGGGUGCCAAACAGGCCGGCUGGUCGAGCGUUCUAGUCAACGUCGAUGAACAGGGAGUUUCUCUGCAAAAAGACAUCAACCCAAGGCACGUGUUUAAAAAUUUUCAAGAGUUUAUUCACGUGCUAGAGACGAUAGAGAUUGAUUGGUGAUUAUUCUUUGUUUUGGAUAGUUCUAUUUUUAUGAUAAAUAUAAUGUUAUCAAAUUGUGUACAUAUAAGUUAGUGAUUUGCUAAAUAAAUAUCAAACAACAAUACACGGUUAACAUGAGA
Messenger RNA from Culex pipiens pallens (northern house mosquito), 1246 nucleotides. Its product is annotated as rhythmically expressed gene 2 protein-like. Lineage: Eukaryota; Metazoa; Arthropoda; Insecta; Diptera; Culicidae. The transcript has a single exon. The coding region runs from base 342 to 1127 and encodes 261 amino acids. The record is from RefSeq and is a predicted model, not a curated record.